Molecule: messenger RNA, 812 nt
Organism: Lobosporangium transversale
Lineage: Eukaryota; Fungi; Mortierellomycota; Mortierellomycetes; Mortierellales; Mortierellaceae
Exons: 1
Coding region: 127-666 (179 amino acids)
Source: RefSeq, a predicted model, not a curated record
CCUCCUCGUGGUGCGCCCUGGGCUGUCUGCUCUCAGCAGCAGGCAGGCGAAGAGUCUGGCAACUCUUUCUUAUUCAUCACAUCAUAUUCGUUCUAUUCACGACUACUUGUCAACAUUGUGGUAUCCAUGAUGGGGAACAAACAAACAAACAAACGACUCCUCCUCUUCCUGAGACUUCCAUGGCUAAAUGGUGAUGUCUUUCAUGAUGAAGAAGACGCAGCUCUUAUUGUUCUUGCUCUUGAGUCCAAAGUCUUGUCUUGUCUUGGCAAGUGUGCCACCAAAUUGAAACAUUUACAUUCAUCAAUAGCAUCUUCAGCCUUGUUCAGCCGUUUUUUUCUUAAAGUCAUUGAAUGGGCCCCUCCAUUUCAACAAUUCCAUCGCAACAUGCAUCUUCAGCCAUUGACCAUUUCUGAAUUAGUCCAAUUACCUGAAAACAUGAGCAUUCUUGUUGGCGAAAAAUAUUACAGAAAUUAUCAACGUGUCUGUAAGGUUUUCCACAUUGCUUUGCCGUGGCUCUUAUCAUUAUAUUCUUUGAUCAAGUACCAAGAAGUAUCAUACCAUCUCGACGGAUGCCUACCAUUGCCAGGGCGCGACUCUUCAGAUCAUACAGACCAUAGCACCAUCAAGUUUGUUCAUCGGGCUUACUCAUCUAACCAAGUUUCAUAGCUCCAUACGAGAGACUGAAUGUUCCUUCAAUGACCGAGACUCAUAGUUACCCUUGGGAUUGGAGCUUUGGAGAGAGUCCCUAUAUUAACACCUUGCGUGCGAUAAAUGAAACUGGUCUGUACUUGCUGCUUUGUAUGAGGUUGAAG